This is a messenger RNA of Torulaspora delbrueckii, 396 nucleotides long. It is a transcript of the gene RPL32, whose product is annotated as 60S ribosomal protein eL32. Gene Ontology annotation, biological process: translation. Gene Ontology annotation, cellular component: ribosome; cytosolic large ribosomal subunit. The coding region runs from base 1 to 396 and encodes 131 amino acids. The record is from RefSeq and is a predicted model, not a curated record. The transcript has a single exon. Lineage: Eukaryota; Fungi; Ascomycota; Saccharomycetes; Saccharomycetales; Saccharomycetaceae. Gene Ontology annotation, molecular function: structural constituent of ribosome.
AUGGCUUCUUCUCUACCACACCCAAAGAUUGUCAAGAAACACACCAAGAAGUUCAAGCGUCAUCACUCUGACCGUUACAAGAGAGUUUCUGAGAACUGGAGAAAGCAAAAGGGUAUUGACUCCGUUGUUAGAAGAAGAUUCAGAGGUAACAUCGAUGAACCAAACAUCGGUUACGGUUCUAACAAGAAGACUAAGUUCUUGUCUCCAUCCGGUCACAAGGUCUUCUUGGUCGCUAACAUCAAGGACUUGGAAGUGUUGACUAUGCACACCAAGAGUUACGCCGCUGAAAUUGCUCACAACGUUUCUUCCAAGAACAGAGUUCCUAUCCUAGCUAGAGCUAAGGCUCUAGGUAUCAAGGUCACCAACCCUAAGGGUCGUUUGGCUUUGGAAGCUUAA